Messenger RNA from Doryrhamphus excisus (bluestripe pipefish), 2769 nucleotides. RefSeq names its product transmembrane protein 54. NCBI's taxonomy places the organism in Eukaryota, Metazoa, Chordata, Actinopteri, Syngnathiformes, Syngnathidae. The record is from RefSeq and is a predicted model, not a curated record.
GCCGCUAGGGAGACUGUCUCGUCUUGGCUAACUUAUCGAAAACUUGCACAUUGGGUGUUAAAAAGAAAGUAUCACGUUAGUAUAGUUAACAAGCAUAGAUAAAUAUACGCAUAAAUAAUGUAUAUCGAUGUAAUGGCUUUGAAUGGAUAUUUUUAUUGGCGAGUUAGCGACGAGCUAACUAGGUUAGCUAACCGCUAACUAGCAACCGGGAUGGUCCCAUGGCAGAAACCGUCUCUUACCUCCCCCUGGACGGCUGGGAAAGACAGCUGCAGCCGGCUGGAUGAAGACGGAGGGUGCGAGAAAGUGUCAACAGAGUGUCCGUGACCCUGGUCCUUUUGUGCCUCCCUUUACACUCGGGAGUGUGUUGCGCCAGCCUGGAGGAUCCCAAGGCCCUGAUGAAGAUGGGUCUCAGCAUGGUGCUGGUGGGUCACGUCAACUUCAUGCUGGGAGCGCUGGUGCACGGCGUGGUGCUCAGGCACAUCAACCUCCACAAGCAGGCCAGGGCCAGGGACUACGCCAUCUCCAACGUGGUGGCGCUCGCAACCGGGCUGGUGGGAAUCGUGAUGGGCAUUCUGGCAAUCGUCCUGUCCAAAAACAAGAGGAGGAGAGGCCUGACAUGGUCCCUCUUCAGCGUGAGCUUGGCCUCCUCCCUCAUGGCGGCCGCAUCCGCCAUCGGCCUCUUCGUUUCGGUGGUUAGGGCCAUCAUCCACGGUGGGCGGAGCCUCCUGACGCACUGCCGCUUCCCCGACGCCAUCGGUUACUCCAGCAUCACAAACGAGUGUCCAUUUGACCCCACGCGUAUCUAUAGCACCACUCUGAUCCUUUGGGUGCCUCUCAUCGUGACAUGUGUGGUCCAGCUGAUAUUUUCCGCCCGCUGCUUGUCCGUGUGCGUGUCCUUCCUGGGCCUGCCUUGUUGUUGCUACUUGCAAAGGAAGCGUCCCAGAGAGGCCAGAGCGAUCAAAGCGGUGAGGCCGCUGGAGGUAUUGGCGGCGUCUCGCGUUACCAAACAGAGGCACCACUCGGAAGCACCUCCCAAUCGCUACACGGAAGCCCCGAGGAAUUACAGCGAGCCCAGGAGGCAGGUAUCGCAACCGGUGAGGCAGCAGCGGCCCCAGCGGCCCCCGACGCAGUACAGGAGCCUCCCGCCCGCACAGAGGCAGCCUCGCAGGGAAAGGCCGCAAAGGCCCGACCGGGGGCAGGGAAGCCAAGAGAGGCCGCCGGAACAGCACCACCUACUGGAGAGGGGGACUCUGGAACGAUCCAGUUUCUGGAUAUGAUUUCGGGCUUGGACUGGAGGUGUUCAUAUUUCGCCGUGGACCUCAGCUUCAACUUGAUUGGCCACAUCAUUAGGUACACCUGCACGAACUGGAUGGAACAGCUCUAUCAAACCUUUUAGUGUUGAUACAGAUUUUGUCACGGGACUGGUGCAGGUGUACCUAAUGUUGUGGCCGGUGAGUGUGUGUUUGUAUCACACCAAACAUCACUUGGUGAUGGUUUGACAUUUAAUAUUCUCCCAAUUCAUUUUGAAUGGGGACAAAUGAAGUCGCUGCACAAAGAGAAGAAUGAUUCAGUGUUUGAACGGAGCGCGCAGUAGCUGCCCCGUCUUUAUGCCUGACAAAUACUGCGUAAGGGUGUGUCAUCACCAACACUAUUGUUUCUGUGUGUGUGUGUGUGUGUAUGCGUGUGUGCACAGGUAUUUUUAUUUAUUACAUUUUACUAAAUAAACUUUUCAUUCAUACAUCUUGUUGCUUUUGUGUGUUGCUGUGAUGUGUGGUAAUGUUUGCUGACAGUGAGUGACCUGACAGGAAGGACUGGUUAUACACACACAUACGCGUGCGCACACACACACACACACGAGUGCACAAACUUACUUAUGGAAUUAUUAGCAAACAGCGUGAUCUUCUGGUCAGAAGAAGGAGCCUAAUGUGAUGGUAACGAUCCCUUGCAGUAAUGAUCCCUGCAGUCAUUACUUUCAAUUGGUAAACAGGAGCUUAUGCAAUCUAAUGGGACAAUGUUCCUUGCACCGCAUUUCCAUGCAUGAGUUUGAUUUUAGGAGCACUAAUUUGUUCCAGAAAUUGCACCAUUUCCGCAGAAAAUGAUGUAUGAUUGUUGUUAAAAAAAAAUAUAUAUAUAUGCCAGGUAUGACUAGUUAGACAUUUGCUAGGAGUACUGCUUUUAUUGAUAACCAACACACAUGAAAUUAAAUUCAGAAACCAGAAGUGACAGAAGAGUCCACACAUGCAGAUUUUUCCAAACAAGUAUUUCUAUUUCAGGUCCAUUAGAACAAAUAUCCUCAAAUGAUUUUGUUUUUUUUUUCAUGCAGAAAACAAAAAGUUUAGGAAGGUUUGUGUUGAUGGGUUGGUGACAAGGAAGAAAAAAUCGAUCCAAUAGGAGAUAACCAGUUCAUUGGAGGAGGCAGUGACAAUAGAAAAACUUCCAUGUUGUUCUUUAUCCUACCAGCAGGAGGCAGUGGUGGCAGUGAGCCCCCCUUCCCCCCAAAAAAUAAAAACAGGAAGGAAGCUUAAAUGCAAAAUAUCAGUCCUGAUGUCACAAAUUCAGUGUGCUAUAGCUAAGUCUUGGCUAUACGAUGGAAGAAUUACAUAUUUAUAACCAUCAUAUGCUAAUCAUGUUAGAAGAAUGAAGAGGUCAUAUUAUGAGGAAAGGCUUGGAAUUCCACCGAGGAUAUCCAAAUUCUCAUGGAAUGUCACAAAAUCCUUCAAAUAAACUAUGAACAUGGCGAGAAUUAAUUGACAGCAUUAAAAAAAGAAA